CAAGGAUCCCGGAUAGCACUGACGAAGUGGUGGGGGCGGCCCGUUACUAACCAGUGGACGGCGCAGGAGCUCUGGCAACAACGACAGCGGAGGAUUGGAGCGUAGGAAUACUGCCAGCGAAAUAACAACAGAGAAAGAUAGCUCUCGGAAUACAGUGAGUAAUGCAUUUUUUACCAAAACACUGCAUUUGCCUUUGCAAAUUAGACAUUUUAUGCUUGCCUUUUGCAUUUUUAGGGCUUAAUAUGGUGCCUCUUGUCCAUUCAGUCAGGAUAUUUCGUUUACAGUGACAGUCCUCUUUUCGGAGAGGCCUGCAGAGGGGGCCCUGCUCCUUGGAUAGCAACUGUAACAUUGCAGGGUUUUGUUUCUUUACACCUAAUGCUAAUUGGGCAAAUGUAUUGUUCUCUAAGCAUGCAAUAAGGGAUCAAUUUACGACGAAAAAAUACCGAAUAAAUUAAUAUAUUUUGUGAACCUUAUAUAGAGUGAGAUUGCGCACCGUUCUGUAAAGGCCUAGAAUAAGGUUUAGAGACGACAAUAAAAUUGACUCCUCGCAAGAUAGUGUCUGUGGUGUUUAUGGUUGCUUGUAAUUGGGCUUUUAUUACAGUAGAAUAGUCAUGAUGAUUGAAUAACCCUUUACAUACAGCCCUCUAUAAAACAGUAAACGGCAGGUGGAGUAGGCUUACUGUCCGUUAUAGGCUACAAUUAGCCUACCUAAUUGUGCGGCCCGGUGGGACUUUGACAGAUAGGCAGACUAGUGCUAUUCAAUCCACGCUCCUGGGAUGUGCACGGAUUGUAUAUCGCUAUGCAAUCAUGUAUAAUGUUUCUGAGAGCAAGGGCAGACAUGGGGAAAGAGCUAGGCCCUUCUCCUCUGUCGGAACAGACUGAUCAUUCGUUCAUAUGAAUACAUUAUAAUCCUAUAAUUUAAAUGUCAUAAAAAUAUGUACAGUGUAGGCUAACCUUUCUACACGCAACUCGUUGCGUUGGCUAAUGCCUUUUCUUUUCGUUUCCAAAAAGGUGAUGAUACUAGCCUAGGUUAUUUAUUUUUAUCAGGUCAUGCAUAUGUCAAAUACAUGGCCCAUUUCUCUGCACGUAUCCACAGAUCCUGGGUCAGGUAAUAACCGCUAAAAAAAUAUUUCUGAUUGGUUAUUAUCAGUGCCAUCAGCGCCAGUGAUUUCUCCGUAGUAAUAAGAGAUAUUGUUUUUUGCUAGAAACGUAUCCUAGUAAAUACAUUAUAUUCCUAAAACAGCAGAAAGGCAGACACUCCAACUAAACUGACUACGAGAUGCGUCCUAUCUGUCUGUGCUGCUUUUCUCAAGCACUAGGAAAUUCUGUCUAAUCUGAGAGGAUUAUUGUGACAACAGAAGAUUAAAUGUUAAAAAUAAAUCACUUCUGCAACAUAAAACUAGCCCAGAAGGUGUAGUGUUCACUUCAACAUUAGGCAUAAGUUAGUUUUUAUUUACAUUCCUGUUUUGUAGUGAUCAAAUCUUGCAGACAUAUAAAUACCUUUAGUCAAGGCUGUAGUGUAGACCAUGUCAAAGCAAGUUUUGGAACAAAGCCCUCUGUGCUGAUGUCUUGUGACCCUGUGAGGAACCCUCAUGUUCUCCUCUCUAACAAAGUAUGAAUUCCUUGAUUUUUUUUAUAAUAGUUCCUUGAAUUCCUUGUAUUUUUAACCACAAAAUUCCUUUUAUGUUUUGCAGCACUCAUAUGCUAUGCUAUGGAGUUUGCUUAAAUGCAGCCCAGUUUAACAUCUUUGCGCAAAAAAAUGUUUUGGCAGUGAAUGUCAAAUUGUAAUGUAUUUUUCUUCUUCAUGUAUAGAGGAUGGCAGUGAAUGUGCACGCCACGUCUGUGUCCUGUGACACCCUGAGCCGACAUGAUAUGCUGGCCUGGCUCAACGAUUCCCUACACCUCACCUACACCAAAAUAGAACAGCUUUGCUCAGGUAGGUCUCCAUUCCUGACUUGUGAUUUCAUUGUGCCUCCAAAGUUAUCUAUUUUUGGUUUCUUAUCUCCACGUAGAGAACACACGAGUUGUUCUCUCAUCUCCCAAAUAAUGUAAAUGAAUGGCCCUAUCCCUUUGGGAAAAUCUGGUUGAAAUGACAUCAUUACACUGGUUGUAAUUUUGUUAUAAUCAUGACAUCAUUUCAACCAGUUUUGCCUGCUGGGAAGGACCUCAAGUCCUCAACAAACCCAUUCAAAUAAUGAGUGGAGAUGAGAUUUCAAUUGUGUUGUCUUAUACCAGUAUGCAUCUUUUCUCCUUCUGUUCACCUUCUAGGGGCAGCGUACUGUCAGUUCAUGGACAUGCUGUUUCCAGGCUGUGUCCUGCUAAAGAAGGUUAAGUUUCAGGCCAAGCUGGAACAUGAGUUCAUACACAACUUCAAAGUUCUCCAGGCUGCCUUCAAGAGGAUGGGAGUCGACAAAGUCAGACUAUUAUCUAUUUAUCAUCAUCUAUAAAACAUUACAAAUCAGAACAUAUUCACAUCCCCUUGACUUUUUCCGAAAUUGUUUGUGUUAAGGCCUGAAUUUAAAAUUGAUUAAAUUUAGAUUUUGUGUCACUGGCCUACACACAAUACCCCAUAAUGUCAAAGUGGAAUUAUGUUUUUAGAAUAUUUUACAAAUGAAAUGUCUUGAGUCAAUAAGUCUUCAACCCCUUUGUUAUGGCAAGCCUAAAUAAGUUCAGGAGUAACAUUUUGCUUAACAAGUCACAUAAUAAGUUGCAUGGACUCACUCUGUUUGCAAUAAUAGUGUUAAACAUGAUUUGUUAGUGACUACCUCAUCUCUGUACCCCACACAUACAAUUAUGUGAGGGCUUGCCUCUAGAUUUUUCAAUGGAAAGAUUUUCAUCUCUCAAAAAGCUUUCAAACAUUUAAUCUUAUUUCUACAGAUAAUUCCUGUGGAGAAGCUGGUAAAAGGAAAGUUCCAGGACAACUUUGAGUUCGUGCAGUGGUUCAAGAAGUUCUUCGACGCCAACUAUGAUGGGAAGGAGUACGACCCUCUUCAAGCCAGACAGGGGCAAGACAUGGCUCCCGCCCCCAAUCCAGGUGAUCACUUUUCCCACAGACCAAAGAGAACUCAUGGUCCUCCAGGUAACCCCAAAUAAUGGUUAUAUAUCUUCUGAAUGGGAUUGUCUCGCUGAUUGAGCUUUGGAUGGCUCAAAACACGCACAGCGCUCUGCAAGCAACUGGUCUGUUUGUGUGUGUGCACGAUCCACUGGAUGACAGCUCUGAUGGUCAUUUCACAGGCUAGCAUUUUAGAAACAGUCAAGGAAAGGUCGCUCUGGGAGUCAGUGUCCGGAUUCUUGUGAUCUCCACAGUGCCUUUAGCAGACUUUUUGAACAAAAAUACAUUAUUUUCCAAUUUAUAAAUACAAUUGUUCCAGUUAUUCUGUAUUGAGUGAAUUGAUAAUUGUGGUACCGCUUUGGGACCCUUUGGACUAACAGAGAUGUUUUAAGCCUUGAUCUUAGACCUGGUAUGUGUAAAAGCAGCUUUUUUGUGCAUUGUCUUUUGGUAUUAAGGUUGAAAAUAAAUCAGCAUCGGUUCUCAAAAUCAAUAAUAUAGCAAGUGUGUGUUACACCACAGGCGCAACAUUAUGCUAUGCUUACAACAUGGGUUCUCCUUGAAACUCUGUAGUAGUAGUAUCCAUGGCUUUGAUCGCAUGGGGUGACAAACAAUGAGCACUUGUUUACUAUGUUCACUAGUAUUUACUACUAUUUGUACUCCUUUUAGUUUACAACUAUUUGUUUAAUAAUAUUUUGUUGACAUUUACUGUGAGUAUGGCUGGGAUUCAAGCCAAGGCGCAUUACAGAGCAGUGCACUAGAGAGCCCUCAAUGCGCCCUUUAAAGGCAUUUUCCCCCAAAGUUUGCGGAGAUCGCAUUCACUGUAAAUUACCUUUAAAAGUCUGUUAUAGUGCGCUGCCCAAUAACGCUCCUUGGAUUGAAUCCCGGCCUAAAUGUUAUAACAGUAAACCUGCACUGCAACACAAAGGACUCUAUUCAAUCAGUACCACGGAAGUUCAGCGUUACAGCGUGAUUGAAAUUUAAAGGCAAUGUUUCUGCGUUAGCGGAGACUGCAUUUACGGUAAACUGCAUAUGCUCCAUAUGUCGGCUCAAUCUGACAUUACCUUUACAUUUCUAUCGCACAAUCUGUAACGUAUCAGCGAGCGAGAUUGAAUAGAGCCUUAACACUAUCUGUUCAUUCCAGGCCCCCAGAGGAUGUCGCCCACAGUGCCCAAGAUAAUGCCCGCGCCCCAGAGGGUGCUGAACACCACCGUGCAUGUGAGGAAGACCCCGGCUCUGGCGCGGAACGGGGGCAGCGACGCGGAACUCAUGGAGCUAAAUCAACAGGUAGAGUCCCAGGGAGGGUAAGGAGGCCUUACUCUACAUUGGAGAAGUAAACUCAUGGGCCAUACUACUGUAGUAUUGACAGUAUUCAAUACGAAUUCAUGUGUCCUGUAUUAGUUUUACCUCAGUUAUCAGGUUUUAUUUACUGCAAGUAGAGUCAUGCUUAGCCCUAAGUCUUGGCUGUAGGCUAAAUCCAUGUCUCCGGGCUAAGUCAUGCUCUGGUCUUUGUAAUGUGAAGGGUGAGUGUAAGUUCACACUAGAGUUUGUAUCCUAAUUUCUGACUCAGUUGUGACUUAUCCAAUAAAGAGGAGGAUAAAAAGUGAUAUUUGAUGCAUAUUAGGAAACUAAAUGUAAGUUCAAGUAUAGGAAGCAUGUAACUAACAUACGUUUGUACUACUCAGUGAGUACUACAUUGACCUUUUCAUUCCCCAUGUGUUUGAAACGACCUUUUUCUUGUCUGUGUAGUUGAUGGAGCUUAAGUUGACGGUGGACGGACUAGAGAAGGAGAGAGAUUUCUACUUCAGUAAGCUGAGAGACAUUGAGCUGAUCUGUCAGGAACACGAGUGUGACACCAACCCUCACCUCUCCAGGAUCAUGGACAUUCUCUAUGCCACAGAGGUACCUGUCACAACUCAGACAUAUACAGUAUAAUUCAAUGUGUUCAUAUAAAUCAUUGGUCACAACACUGAAACUGAAUAAAGAAUAGGCUACUUUUUUAAACUAGAGAUUCUACAGUUUUAAUAAGAAUUGUACUAAUCUUUGUGUAGCCCUGAUCUAUCCUUAAUUUGAUCUAUCCCUCUCUCAUGUAUCAAAUAUUAGGGGUUGUGGGUUAUCAUCACAUACACUGUAAAUCUGAUGAUAUCUGUAUUUUGUGUUUCAGGACGGCUUCGCUGCUCCAGAUGACGAUGAGAUUGAUGAACAGGCCCACUUGGACCAGGAUGAAUACUGAGCCUCUCAACCCUUCUGUCCAUAUCCCCCCUCUCCCUCCUCUAUACCCUUCUGUCCAUAUCCCCCCUCUCCCCCCUCU
Coregonus sp. 'balchen' is the source of this 5360-nucleotide messenger RNA. NCBI's taxonomy places the organism in Eukaryota, Metazoa, Chordata, Actinopteri, Salmoniformes, Salmonidae. The record is from the annotation of a GenBank genome assembly.